AAAAAAGACUAAAACACAGCAUAGUGUUUAAAAGAGGCCUGAAUCAACCAAAAAGAUCGAAAUACCUGUACCGGAAGUGGAUAAAAUCAAACUAGUUAUGGAUGGAACAACUGACAGUUUUGAUAUUGAAAGGAAUGGAGAGCCUUACAAACAUGACAAAUCCAAUAUUGACAAUGGUAAACCAUGCUAUAUCAAUAUUGUUAAAAAUGGCAAGCCUUUAAAAGACGAUUUGGAUGAAAAACCUAUUCAAACCAAUACAUGUAAUGAGCUAUUGUUAAAAAAUGAUUUUUUGAAGACAAUCAUUCAAAAAUACACUAAGGUGAGACCUUAUAAAUGUGAAACUUGCGGCAAAACAUUUUCUCAGACCGGUAACUUGAAGAAUCACAUUAAAAUGCAUACCGGUGAUAAGGCCCAUCAAUGCAAUGUUUGUGGUAAAGGGUUUACUUACAAAAGCGUUUUGUUGGGUCACAUGAUAAUCCAUUCUGAAAAAAGGUCCUUUAAUUGCAAUGUUUGUUGUAAAAUGUUUCGUCGUCUUGGUGAUUUACAGAAACACGAAAGAAUACACACAGGCGAAAAACCUUAUAAAUGUGAGAUUUGUAGUCAAGGUUUUUGUUGGCAAUACAAUUUCUUAAAACAUAUGUCAAAGCAUACAGAUUUUCGUCACAAAUGUGAUGUAUGUGAGAAAGGAUUUGUAUGGAGUGGUGACUUGUUGAAUCACAGAAAAAUACAUACAGGCGACACGUCAUAUCAAUGUGAAACUUGUGGGAAAGGUUUUAAUAGAAUUGGUGUAUUAAAUAGACACAUGAAAACACAUACUGGUGAAAAAAACUUUGAAUGUGAGAUUUGUUGGAAAAAGUGUUCAACAGCUGGAAACCUAAAGUUACAUAGGGAAAUUCAUUCUGACAAAAGAUCGUACAAAUGUGAUCUAUGUGAAAAAUCAUUCAGGCGUAAAGAUCACCUCAAUUCACACUUGGCUAUACAUACCGGGGAUAAACCUCAUGAAUGUGAUUUAUGUGGAAAACCAUUCAGACACUAUGGAAACUUAAAAGUACAUUUGAGAACCCAUUCCGAUGAAAAGCCUCACACAUGCAGCAUGUGUGGAAUUAAAAUUAGGGAUAAGAAUGACUUAAAGAAGCACAUGAGAAUACAUACUGGUGAAAAACCAUAUAUCAAAUGCAACAUAUGUGGUAGAGAAUUCUCUAAGAGUGGGGACUUAAAAAGACACACAAAAACGCAUACGGAUGAAAAAUUGUUCGAGUGUAAUGUAUGCAAAAAACGUUUUGCCACUAAACAAUACCUUCAGAAGCACAUGCAAAUACACAAAGGUGCACGUGAGAAAUCAAACAUUUGUAACGUAUGUGGCAAAUGUUUUACCAGUAAUGCAAAACUAUAUGGGCACAUGAAAAUACAUACUGGUGAUCAACUCCAUGAUUGUAACGUAUGUGGUAAAUUAUUUGGUAGCAGUGAUAAUUUAGAUACACACAUGAGAACACACACUGGUGAAACACGUUUAUAUAAAUGUGUUGUGUGUAACACGGGUUUUAAUACAAACACCAACAUGCGAGCACAUAUGAAGAGUCAACAUGUUGGCAUAAAACCGUAUAAUUGCGGUGUUUGCAAAAAUCAUUCUUUCGACAUGACGCAUUACAAAAACAUUUGAAAACGCAUACUGGUGAAAACAAAGUAUCAUGUGAUAUAUGUGACAAAAUCUUUCGCUCUAAUAGAUCGUUACAGAAUCACAGGAGAAUACAUACAGGUGAGAAUCCAUUUACAUGUAGCAAAUGUGAAGAGACGUUUCGUUCAGCUGUUUCACUGAAUAAUCACAUGAGAAGCCAUAGUCAAAAAACCUAAAGACUAGAGUGAUGUAUAUUAUACGUGAUGUCAUCAAAGAAAACAAAAGGUUGAAUACACACGGGUAUGUCCGUUUUCGAAAUGCAGACAACAUCUGAAACGUGAUUUAUGUGAUAGUUUGGACGACUUAAUUAACUGAGUCAAUCACACUUCAAACUUAUCGAAGGUUAACUUAAUAUACAAGUACUUGGUGUACUAUACGCUCUGUUAUUCCAAAUUUCUAAAACUCAUAAGAAUUAUAUUUUGUUUUUGUUAUGUUGUGACAGAGAGGCACACAAAAGUUAUUAAAUACGUUGUGA
Messenger RNA from Mytilus californianus (California mussel), 2150 nucleotides. Its product is annotated as gastrula zinc finger protein XlCGF57.1-like. Lineage: Eukaryota; Metazoa; Mollusca; Bivalvia; Mytilida; Mytilidae. The transcript has a single exon. Bases 98 to 1660 code for a protein of 520 amino acids. The record is from RefSeq and is a predicted model, not a curated record.